AAGCUCCAGAUCCCACACUACGGUUAAUAACUAAGCUCCCAAAUCAUGGAAAAUAAACGAUAUUUUCUUUCGGAACUGCGCAAUUUCGUUACAAAAUCCAUAUACGAUAACGAAGCUUUCAUGGUAAUGGACUACUGUUCUCUUAUCUCGAGUACGACGGGAAUAGUCGACAACUCACUCGUUUAGUCGUGCCCAUGGACUCAACUAUGGUGUUUAUGGAAAUGCACUAAGCAUGGAUAUCGAAAUUGACUAUGAAGAAGCGGAAAGCAGAUUUCUGUCAAACUGGAGUGGCGAUUAUUUGGACGAUCUGGAUACUUCCCAAUAUCCGUUUCCCAAUGUGCUUUGGCACGUGAAGCCCGCCGAAGAGAUGGCCAUCAAGUCUUCCAUGAUGAUCCUGGUCGGAGUGAGCGGUAUUUUCCUGAACUGUGUCAUCUUGACUAUUCUAAUUAGAAACAAAUGGCUUUGGAGUCCAAGCAACUGUCUCAUUGGAAAUAUGGCGCUAAUAGAUUUCCUGUUACUGUUCUUCUGUCCUUGGUUCAUGCUCGUUCGAGAUUUCUUUCAGAAUUACGUGCUGAAAACCUUUGGAUGCAGGUUCGAAGGGUUCUUACAAGCAUCACUGCUAUUAGCUAGUGUGGGAGCGGUUAUGCUAGUAUCCUACGAUCGGCUUGCGGCUGCGGUGUUGACCGCUGAAGCGAGAAUCACUAAGGACGCGGCCCCUAAAGUUAUCGUGAUCACUUGGAUUGUUUCUAGUGCUUUAGCUCUUCCUUGGACCAUUAAAAGGAAAUACGUGGAACGUCAAUGGCUGAAUUAUUUGGAAACUUUUUGCGCUGAAGACGUUCAACUCCUCGGAAUAUAUUGGCACCUACUCCUCACGAUGCUAGUAUGGGUCCCUUUGGGAAUAAUGAUUAUUACUUAUGGCGUGAUUAUGUGGCGCCUUCAGUGGAGCGCUAGAACCUUAUCAUCACGAGGAGGAGGCAGAUCGGUAACCAGAGCCAAGGGAAAAGCCAUGAGGAUCGCGGCCUUAGUAUUGAUUGCGGCUGUCGUGUGCAGAAUUCCAUACACAGCUCUGUUGUAUUGGCGAAACAAUUUGCCCCCGAAGAUAAAUUCUGUCGACGGCAGUUUCUCAAUGAUGUGGUUCGCGGCCAAUUACCUAAUGUACUUGAACUGUACCAUCAAUCCUCUGAUUUAUGGAUUCACCAACCUAAGAUUUAGGAAAGCUAUGGAUCGGACUCCGGGAGUGGCUUGUUUCAAGUUCGGAUCAUGGUGUUGCGUUUGCACUUUUUUCAAAAGAAGAAACUUUAUGGCCGGCGACAAGAAUACAGAGAAAAUAUUCGUCAUAGAAAAUUCUCCGGGUCCAAACAAGAAACUGUCCAGAGUCGUCAAGAACAUUCUUCAUAUUAACAAAGAUUCUAUUGAGUUCAGCAUUAAAAUCGACGAGAUGACCACAAAGCCGACUAAAUUGACUCCUUUGAAAAACGAACAGUUUUGAGAGCACGUUAACUUUGCGGGUAUUUAAUACAACUUUUUCUAACUUCUCUUCAUACCUAGUUUCUAAUUUGUCUACAUCUCUGUUUAGCUAUUUUAUUUCUGCGGCCAUGGUCGUUCUAUCGAGUGUUUUAUUUAAUUUAUAUUAUUUUACUUUAAUUUUUAUACGUAUCAUAAAUAUUAUAAAGUUUAUUAUGGGACUAACACUGAUGGAUUU
Molecule: messenger RNA, 1702 nt
Organism: Bombyx mori (domestic silkworm)
Lineage: Eukaryota; Metazoa; Arthropoda; Insecta; Lepidoptera; Bombycidae
Gene: NGR-A34
Product: neuropeptide receptor A34
Biological process (GO): G protein-coupled receptor signaling pathway
Cellular component (GO): plasma membrane
Molecular function (GO): G protein-coupled receptor activity
Source: RefSeq, marked provisional